UUUCCCUUUCCCCUCCCACGCUGUUAGGCUGAAAGACUAGCUAGAAGUGAACUGUUACUUUCGUUAAUAUUCUGAAAGCAGGCCCUUAAAGAUCAAGAAAUUAAAAAAAGUUGAGUUGCAAAAAUGCCAAAACCUGCAAAAUACAGCAGCCAAGCAAAUCAACCAGAAAAAUUUUGUCGGUAUAUUCAUCGCUUUUGCAACCAAACUCGAUUGGAUGGCUAUAAUUAUUGCAUACGCCACAUAUUGGAGGACAAAAGUGCACCAUUUAGGCAAUGUACAUACGUUCAUUCGGUAAAUAAAAAGAGAUGUACCAAUGCUGCCCCUAAAACUGACAAGAGUGAAAAACGUGAUGGCUCUUUGUGCCCAUGGCAUGCUAAACGUGCCCUGCAGAAAACUAAAUUUCUCUGUAGUAAAAAGAAAACUCGUGAAGGAACUGCUUCUUCUUUGCUUCGAGACUUAGAGCAUUAUUGUUCUAAUUCAAAGCAUGACCCAAAGUACAGCCGUGAUGUAGGACUGAAUGAAAAAUACGACAAUUCAAGUCCUAUUACAAGUGAUGCUAUGGAGGGAUCCUUGGGAUUUUUUGAUCGCUACUCAAAAGGAGAUGCUGCAAGCCCAUUUAAAGAUCCAAUCCAGAAUCUCAAAUUUGAUGGAUGUUUAACUGAAAAGCCAGGACCGGCUGAUCCUCUGGCGCAUUGUGGUGCAUAUACAUCUAAAGAAGUCUUACGAUUAACACUUCUGAAAGCUAAAACUUUACAAGCAUUGUAUAAUGACAGGCUUAACCAUACAUUUGAAGCAAUUCGAGAUGCAAGACUUGAGUAUUUGGCAGAAAGGAAGGCGAUGGAAGCACAAAAUUUGGAAGAUAGAUACGAAACCUGUGUAGAUGAAAAAAUUUUGGAUAAAGAUGAGGUGAAAGCCUUUAAGGCUCUUGAAAAGUAUCAUACUCCUCAAGGUACUGAAAGACUUCUGUGUCAUUUGGCUGAUAUGAAGUAUCAAAGAAUAAAGAAAAAGCAUGUCCAUGAAAAUAUAUGCAUUUUUGUAGAAAAUGGGAAGAAGUGUAAUAGAAAGAGGAUAUCUCUGUCUAAGUACUGCUUUAAUCACAUUUUGCAUGACCCAAAUCAAGUACUUUUCAAGCCAUGUGGUCUUGGGAAAAGUAAUGAUUGCAACAACCCUGUUCUUCCGAUUGAAGAUGAUGUGUCUUGUGAACAGCAUUUACAUUUAACUCUUUUGAAACCCAAUGAAAAAGAGGUUGCACAGAAUAUACCUCCAGCUGCUGCUGAUCCAGUUCAAGAGCAGGAGCAUUUUCAGUCAAUGGAUGAUAUUGCCUCUUUAGGUCUUGAUGUUGUAACACCAGGAUCUCUGUUUGGACUUGAUCAAUUUUUGAAAAAUGCUGCUCCAGACUGCUCCUUUUUUUAAAAUAUGCUGCUACAGCCUGCUAUGGGUUUAAAAAUUUGCUGCUGUACUAGUUGAUCCCAAAGUACAUUUUUCAAACUAUUCACUGACUGUUUUGAGGGAAAUAUUUUGCAGGUUGUUUUGCAGUAUGUCACAUUUUUUGAGUGAGUUAUUUGUUCAUCUUAAUAGUUACAAUGCCAAGACAAUAUUUAAACACGAAGUUAACAAUGGAAGAAGAACUAUUGCUUAUCAUUAUGUUCUACACAUCUUUAAAAUGCUGUGUUCAUCGAAAUUGUGUUUUCAAACUGUCCUAUGAUGUGACACACAUAGGACCAGGCAUAUGCUCAGGAACCUGGCUACUUGACUUUGUCACCUAAACUGAAUGUACUUACUAACACUUCAAGUACUAAAAGCAAUCUGUGUCCCUUGGAAGAUGUGCUUGCUAGUUACACCAUGGUUUCUGGUAUGUGCCUGAACAUAUCUCUACUAAUAAUAAUUGCAGGUUUUGAUUAGCCCAUAUAUCCUGAAUGAUCUCCUUUUGAUGUCUGAAAGAUAAGUCUAAGGACCUUAAGGCAUCAGAUUUUUCAAGGCAGUAUUUUUUGUGGAAGAUAUAAAUGUGUACAGAGUGUGAAAAAUGGUACCGUCUUACAGAAAGUAUCCCUUCAUAAGUUGGGUAUUGUUUACUCUUCUUUGAAGGUUAUCUUGGGAAGUUGAAACUAAGGUUCACCAGUAUGCCAUUUCAUGUGCUCCAGCAAUCUUUUCCACCAAAUUAAAGAAUGAUGUAAAUGACAAGUAUUCAAGGUUUAUCAGUUGCUGUAUAAUUGGUGCCAUGAACUGUUUGAUUUUUGCAUGUUCAGCUACUUUUUCGCACAUCACCGAAAAGUAUCCAGUUUCCUGAGACCGAAACAGUUGCUAAGAGCAUCAUUUGGGUACAGUGACACCUUUAUUGGGGGGACUGGGUUUCUCUUUUCUAACUCAGAAAUAUACAUGUUUUUAUAGCUUUUUCAUUAGUUUUUGGAUUCAUCUUCCAGUCUAUAUCACUGUGAAUAUCAAAUUUAAGUUACUAAACCCAUUAUGUGGCAAUAACAGAAUUGGCAAGCAAGUUUCCUUUUGUAAUAAAUAUUCUUUCCUUCACUGUAUGAAUCUUUUCCAUUAUACCUGGAAUUGAUUAUGCGGCAUAUAGAAAUGAUAUAGUCUUCAAAAGUACAUGCAUUCGACUCAUGAUUCAAGUGUAGUCCAAUUUUACAUUCUAUAGCAAUGCUAAAGUUAUAACUAGUUAAGUCAAAUAUUCUGCUAAAAUACCCAAUAUAUAGCCUCACCCCUCCAUUCUUAUUUGGGAACAUCUACAUUAGGUUGCACAUAUCUUUUCGCUAAUGAGUUUUUUUCUGCUGCAUACUCAAAAAUUUAAUCUCUACUUUGUCAUUAAGGAAAUAAGUAAUUUUAUUUGGAUUUUUUCUCUGGUUGUAAAAAUUUAUGGAAAAUGGGUAUGGUUGAAAAAUUUUUUUAUAGUUAUAAUGCAGCAUUGAAAAAUAAUAAAUGAAUGUCGAGGAAGAUGUUGUUUCUGUGUUAAUCAAAUAUAGUAGUUGGCACUUGGAUUUAGCAACCCUAAACUCUGUAAAUCAGUGGUCUCGUACUUGAAAUGCAUGUGGGCCAGAUGCAUGAUCUGAAAGCAACUGGAUAAUCCAGAACAUUUUCUGACAAAAUAAAAUUUAAAAAAAUUAAAAGAAAAAAAUGUUAAGUUUCCUCUACUGAUGAUUCAUCAAAACAUAAUAAACAGCAAUAAUAACAUAAAGGAAAAAGUUCAGAUUUAUAUUUAUUUUCUAUCGGAAAUCUCUUAAGUUUGUCCAUGCAAGAAACAUCAAUUUGUUGUAUACUUUGUAAUUCAAAUGUAAUCAGAACUAUAUAUUAAACAUUUAUUAUAGGUAAUUUCGGUAUUUUGAAUCAAUCAUUAAAUAACUUGCUUUCUAACCUUAACUGGAAGAUUGGAAAUUUCAGAAUCCUAAAGUUCCACCAGGAAUUAGCUGCCAAAUUAAAUUUACCAGUGCAGGAAAUUUUCCCACUUUAUCCUAGUCAUGUGGCCUGGCAUACAAGCAUACGUUGACAAAGCCCCAACCUAUUCAUUCUGUUUUUCUUUCAGUAGCAGUCUUAUAUUUAAACUUAUUCCAUAUCUUAAUACCUUUAAAACUAUAAACAGUAUAUUUGCAGCUAAUACAUAAUUGAUAUAUAGAUUCACAGACCACAUGAAAUUGCUUUGGGGCCACAUGCAGCCUGUAGACAAUGAGUUCGAGACUAUUGCUGUAAAUGAUUUAGAAAUUCAUAAUUCUUUUAAUAUUUGCUUUGGUUACCGAAAUUUGUGCCUAGGGCAUGCAUAUUAUACCAUACUGACAAGUUUUGAGAUAAUGCAUUUAGGCUCACAGAGAGUCAGAUUUGCUUAAUGGAUGCAGCAGGUAUCUGCAGUUUAUGAGUAUUGGUAAUUAACAUAAUGUGCUAGGAGGGAAAUCAGGAAAAUUGGUUUAGAUCAAAUGAAGUAAAUUGAUGAAUGUAUGAAUUGCAUGUAUGAAGUAUUAUAACUGACUUUAUGACAACUCAAAGAGACAGCUGGUUCAAGAAUGAGCAGUCUAAGAGUCCAUAAUGAUUUCAUGGGAACAGAAUAUCACCUUUAAUUACUAUGAUAUUAUCAACAUACCUACUGGAAGAAUGAAUUUUGUAGUAUAAUAAUCAUCAGCAAUAUUUGAAUGCCUCUUGGCAUAGUAAAUGAUUCUUUCGGCGUCUGUUGAAUUUAAGUUAAUUAUCAAUUUUCAUUGUGAAUGAGGUGGCCCCUGCACAAAGCCAUAUUGGUCUAUUUUGUGUAGGAAAUUAAGAUUUAUGUUGAAGUCAAUUAUUCCAGGUAGUUUAUGAGUACUGCAUAUGUUAAAACCAAUUUAGGCUCAUAUUACUGUUUUUCUGCAUUUAAAUACAUUAUUUCUUAUAAAGAAUACCUUCUUGUUGUACUGAGCAAUAUGUUGUGCACAAUAUCCAAGCAAUUUAUCGGCUGGAUUGCCUUGCAUAUUUGGCAAAUCUUAAGAAGUUAGAACAUGUAUGAAACUAGAUAGAGAUAUUUUCUAAGCAUAGCUUCAUGCAAGAACUGUAAUUGGAUUGCAUCUAAAAAGUGAGACAACAAAAAAUAACGUUUAAUUGAACAAUAAUUAAAACUUUUAGAAACAUGCCCCCCCCCCCCCCCCCCCCCCCCGUGAAACAAAAUGUGUCAAAAUGUGUAGCAGCUCGGGUUGAUUUACAUGUGUCAGAAAAUUGUACUGAUUUAACUUAUUAUGUAUUUAUUGAAUAAAAAUACCCACUUGAAUU
Messenger RNA from Stegodyphus dumicola, 4731 nucleotides. Its product is annotated as KAT8 regulatory NSL complex subunit 2-like. Gene Ontology annotation, cellular component: NSL complex. The record is from RefSeq and is a predicted model, not a curated record. Lineage: Eukaryota; Metazoa; Arthropoda; Arachnida; Araneae; Eresidae.